This is a messenger RNA of Nymphaea colorata (pocket water lily), 1048 nucleotides long. RefSeq lists its product as uncharacterized. The coding region runs from base 171 to 584 and encodes 137 amino acids. The record is from RefSeq and is a predicted model, not a curated record. The transcript is spliced from 3 exons. Lineage: Eukaryota; Viridiplantae; Streptophyta; Magnoliopsida; Nymphaeales; Nymphaeaceae.
GUUGGAUCGGACGGUACAGAGGGAGCGCUCUUUUUCUUUCUUAAGGCGACUCUGAUGGCCUCCUCCUCCUGCUUCCUUCCUCUAGAAGUACAUUUUCGUUUUUGGAGUCUGACCAUUUCGUCUCAUCUCGUUCGAUUUGCUUACUGUCCCGAGGGAUUUGUCAAAGCACAAUGUCUCAAGCAAAACCUGGAAUGAGGAAACCUGUUUUCACUAAGGUUGAUCAGCUCAGGCCUGGGACUGGCGGCCAUACGCUGACAGUGAAGGUCGUGAGCUCCAACAUGGUAUUACAGAAAGGUCGUCCUGAUAGACCACUUGUUCGCCAGAUGCGUAUUGCUGAAUGCUUGGUUGGAGAUGAGACUGGAAGUAUUGUCUUCACUGCCAGGAAUGAGCAAGUGGAUCUGAUGAAACCUGAUGCAACUGUAAUACUGAGGAAUGCAAAAAUCGACAUGUUCAAAGGGUCAAUGAGGCUGGCCGUUGAUAAAUGGGGCCGUGUGGAGGUCACUGAUCCUGCUGAAUUCAUAGUUAAAGAAGAUAACAAUCUUUCCCUAGUUGAGUAUGAACUUGUGAAUGUGGUUGAAGAAUAAACGACUCUCUGCUGGCCGCUGUUAGUUGCUGAAAGAAGGGGAUGACGCGAUACAGGGAUUUUGAGUUGUGGCAUGCCACAGUAAGAAAAUAUCUUUGGUAGGAAAAUGGAGAGAGAAAUCAUCGUUUACAAUCUUGAAAAGCUAUUGGAAAGGGGUCAUGAGUGGCCAACAUCAAUGGUUUACUGUGAUUGCUUCUGGCUGGAUUUGCUAGAUAAAUUGGGCAGAUGAUUGCACCAGUACACACGACUAGUAACUUUGGUUUACUCGUCGCCUAAAGUUUUUGUUAUUAAUGGUACUUGAGAACUGAGCUUUAUGUUUUUAUCGUCAUAUGGUGUGAUGUUUUUACAGUAUGCUACAAGGCUAUUCGAUGAUGUCUCUCUUGAAAUGCAUAGUUUUCUCUUCCUCUAUGUCACUGUUUUCAUCUGGUUAUAUAUGAAGUAAUCACAAGGCCUCAUUUUUUUUCU